Molecule: messenger RNA, 3664 nt
Organism: Poecilia latipinna (sailfin molly)
Lineage: Eukaryota; Metazoa; Chordata; Actinopteri; Cyprinodontiformes; Poeciliidae
Gene: srpk2
Product: SRSF protein kinase 2
Exons: 16
Coding region: 719-3388 (889 amino acids)
Biological process (GO): regulation of mRNA processing; peptidyl-serine phosphorylation; spliceosomal complex assembly
Cellular component (GO): nucleus; cytoplasm
Molecular function (GO): ATP binding; protein serine/threonine kinase activity
Source: RefSeq, a predicted model, not a curated record
CCUGUCUGUCACAAGCGGACACCCCUCCGCCCGAGCAGAGAGUGGGACGCUCCGCCUCGCUCUGGGCUCUGUUGUUGUGCAGAGCUGCAUGCACAGGGCCUGACAGAGCCGAGCCUGACAGGAAGACGAGGAAGACCUCAAGACAGAGACAUGCUGCGGACCGAGAGCCGGGAAGCUGUGUCAUCAUUCUGUCCGACCAGCACCACCGCGGAGGAGAGAGACGAGGCCAAGGCGGCGGAGAGGACGGGCAGCAUCAGUGAAAGCAGGAGAAAGUGAGGGGGAGAGGAGAGACAAGGUGAAGGAGGAGAAGGGAGGAAGGAAAGGGAGGGAGGAAGGAGGCUGGAGCACGAGGAGGGGCGCCUGACUGACUGACUGACAGACAUUGCUGCUGCUGCUGCUUUCAGCUCUAAGCACACACAAGCGGAGGCAGACCCAGACAAAACCGGGUUCCGUCCUCCAUCUCUUCCUCCUCCUUCUUCUUAAAGCAAGAGGAUAUAGAGAAGGACGACGACGAAGAGGAGGAGGAGAAGGAGGGGAGGCAGUAACCCUCUCCUCUGCUGCACUCAGACACACACAGCAGAGACAGAGGCAGAGAGGAGGACAGCAGAACAAGGAAAGAAAACCCCGUAAAGGACAGGAACGGGAACGCGGCUUUGUGCUCUUCAUUUCGCCGUCUCCUGUGGUCGCUCGGCCGGAGAGCGGCUAACAGGCACCGCUCAUGUCCGUGAACUCGGAGAAAUCCUCGUCCCCUGAAAGGCCUGAAACCCAGCAGAAAGCCCUGGUCACUACCCCGCCCCCUCCCCCGCCGCCUCCUCCACCUCCGCCUGAGCUGGCAGGGCCGACGGAGCCGGAGGAAGAGAUCCUGGGCUCUGAUGAUGAGGAGCAGGAGGACCCAGCAGACUACUGUAAAGGAGGAUACCAUCCGGUGAAGAUCGGGGAUUUAUUCAACGGAAGGUACCAUGUGAUCAGGAAGUUGGGAUGGGGUCACUUCUCCACAGUAUGGCUGUGCUGGGACAUACAAGUGAAGAACUUCGUGGCGAUGAAGGUGGUGAAAAGCGCCCAGCACUACACGGAAACGGCCCUGGAUGAGAUCAAAUUGUUGCGAUGUGUGAGAGAGAGCGACCCCGGCGACCCAAACAAAGACAUGGUGGUUCAGCUGAUAGACGAUUUCAAGAUCUCUGGCGUCAACGGCAUACAUGUGUGUAUGGUGUUUGAGGUGCUGGGUCAUCACCUGCUGAAAUGGAUCAUUAAAUCCAACUACCAGGGUCUGCCGCUGCCAUGUGUCAAGAGCAUCAUCAGACAGGUCCUGCAGGGUUUGGACUACCUCCACACAAAGUGUAAAAUCAUCCACACAGACAUCAAACCUGAGAACAUCCUGAUGUGUGUGGACGACGUGUUCGUGAGGCGCAUGGCCAUGGAGGCCACCGAGUGGCAGAAAGCUGGAGCUCCACCCCCGUCCGGAUCAGCUGUUAGCACAGCGCCCCAGCUCAAACCGGUGAGUACGUCUGAUGUGGGAAAAAUCUCCAAGAACAAGAAGAAGAAGCUGAAGAAGAAGCAGAAACGGCAGGCCGAGCUGCUGGAGAGGCGGAUGUUGGAGAUCGAAGCCUUGGAGCGAGAGGCCGAGAUCAGGGAGGAGAGAGCCAAAGAGAGCGGCGACAAAGGUGACGCUGAACGCAGCCUGCCUUCGCCGCAGCAGCAGCCGCCGCCGGUGGCGCCUCUGGGACCCAGCAUGGCUCUGGGAGAGAGCGACGAUGACGACGAUGACGAGGAGGAUGGAGAGGACGAAGAGGAGGAGGGAGCAGAGAGGGAGAGACCUGUCAGGUUGACGAAUCAUACAUGCGCAGCGCCUCCCCAGGAGCAAAGCGAAACGCCACAAAUCCCCGCUGAUAGCCAGCAAGAGGAGGGGGAGGAAGAGGAAGAAGAAGAAGAGGAGGAGCCCACGCCUGUCGCUGAAAAAGACGCCCCCAUACCCCCUGCCUCAGAAGAAGGUAAUGGAGAUUCAGGACAAGCAGAUGUGGAGGAAGAGGAGGAGGAGGAGGAGGAGCCACUGAAAGUGACAGAAAAUGAGAAUGUGAAGGAAGAGGAGGAGGAGACGGAGGAAAAGGUAGAGGAAGAACAGGCGGAGGAGAAACGGGAGGAGGAUGGAGACAUCGGAACAGAGGCACAAAAGACUGAGAGCAAAGCCGAGGAGGAGGAGGCAGCUGUGGAAGAGGAGGAGUCAAAGGAGCAGGAGGGGGAGGAGUACGAGGAGAUAUAUGACGACGAAGAAGACGACGACGAUACGACGACGACGACGGCGGACCUCUUCACGGACAGCACCUCUCCGGUUAAACCGCAGAUCACUAAAACCAACUCAGCUAAAACUAACGGGCACGUCCUGCUGGUCUCCGAGUCGCUGAGACAAAACCCCGGCACGCCGCCCACCCCCUCGCCCACACCCGAGCCCGUCCUCUGCCCCCUGGUGGAGUCCGAGCUCAGCUACACGGACCGGGACAUCUCGCUCAGCUCCGGGUACGAGAUGUACAACGGCGAAGUGGCCGAGCCGGCGCUGACCAACGGCUCCAGCGAGCAGCACCGCGCCGCCGUGCCCCUAUUCCCCGACCUGCCUCUGGACCCCGAGCCCGGAAACCCGGUGCCCGUGGGGACGGUGGACAUUGGGACAGAACCCGCAACAAAUAGCCCCACUGCGGACCGCAGUCGCACCGUUUCAUCGUCGAGCACAGGAGACACGCCGAAAGUCAGGGCCAGAGCUGCAGACCUCCUGAUCAACCCGCUUGACCCCCGCAACGCCGACUCCAUCAGAGUCAAAAUCGCUGACCUGGGAAACGCCUGCUGGGUGCACAAGCACUUCACAGAAGACAUCCAGACGAGACAGUACCGCUCCAUCGAGGUCUUGAUAGGAGGCGGAUACGGCACGCCGGCGGACAUCUGGAGCACUGCCUGCAUGGCGUUUGAGCUGGCCACAGGAGAUUAUCUGUUUGAGCCUCACUCUGGAGAGGACUACUCCCGGGACGAGGACCACAUAGCCCACAUCAUAGAGCUGCUGGGCUGCAUUCCCAGGCACUUUGCGCUCUCUGGAAAGUAUUCCCGGGAGUUCUUCAACAGAAGAGACCACAUCGCUCUGAUCACGGAGCUCCUCGGGAAGGUCCCGCGCAAAGUGGUAGCUGCUGGGAAGUUCAGCCGAGAGUUUUUCUCCAAGAAAGGCGAGCUGCGGCACAUCACCAAGCUGAAGCCGUGGUCUCUGUUCGACGUGCUGGUCGAGAAGUACGGCUGGUCGCACGAAGACGCCGGCCACUUCACGCAGUUCCUGCUGCCCAUGCUGGAGAUGGUGCCUGAGAAGAGGGCCUCGGCUGGGGAAUGCCUAAACCACCCCUGGCUCAGCUCAUAGCCGCAAACUUCGAUCACACCCCGUCUCCGUUCCCCUUUCACCUUCCCCCCACCCCCUCACUGUGAGCCCAAACAUCGACCUCUGUUGGCAGCGAGUGGAACCGUCGCGUAAAGAGACGCUGCGUCCCUCCUCUUCAUUCCAAGCGCACCUAACCAGGCUUUACUCCUACAUGGGGAAUGUAAAACAAGCUACUGGCAAUUUCUACAGCAAAAAGGAACCGUAGGAUGAGAGGAUGGGUUUCAUCGAUGAGAACAAAUAUGUCGCUGCCUCUUCCGG